Messenger RNA from Phragmites australis (common reed), 2466 nucleotides. Its product is annotated as probable methyltransferase PMT2. Gene Ontology annotation, cellular component: endosome; trans-Golgi network; cytoplasm. The coding region runs from base 331 to 2148 and encodes 605 amino acids. The transcript has 7 exons. NCBI's taxonomy places the organism in Eukaryota, Viridiplantae, Streptophyta, Magnoliopsida, Poales, Poaceae. The record is from RefSeq and is a predicted model, not a curated record. Gene Ontology annotation, molecular function: methyltransferase activity.
CCGGCUCGGCUCCUCCCCAUUCCCGCCGCGUCCGCAUCGCUCCCUCCCUCCCUCGCUGCCUCGGAGUGGGAGCACGACGACUCGCCCCAUGACGCCGCGCUGCUGCUGCGGCGACCGAUAAAUAGUCAAACGCAGCAGGGCGGAGCGGCGACCAAGCCCACCCAAUUCCCAACCCACCCCCCUUCCCCCCUGCGCCACCGAUUCUCCUCCUCGACCGCCUCCACCCGGCGGAGAGGCGACGUUCCCGGCCGUGCCACCUCCGCCGCGGCAAGCUCGAAGCUGCCCCCGCUACGCUCUAUCCGCCCGCGCCCCCUGCAGGGAGAGAGAUUCAUGAGGGGCUCAAGAAUGAAUCCAGGCGACCGUAGAACGCGGAGCACGAUGACGAUAGUAAUUGUGAUGGGUUUGUGCUGCUUCUUUUACAUACUGGGCGCUUGGCAGAAAAGUGGGACAGGAAGGGGUGAUAGCAUAGCUCUGAGGGUUAACCAAGAAACAGACUGUGCAAUCUUGCCAAAUUUGCACUUUGAGACCCAUCAUAGCAUAAGUGGUGUCAAUCCAUUGAUCAUGACCAAUAAAAUGAUUGAGCCAUGCCACAUCCGAUACAGUGACUAUACUCCUUGUCAAGACCAGAACCGAGCAAUGACCUUUCCUAGAGAAAAUAUGACCUACAGAGAAAGGCAUUGUCCUGCAGAGAAUGAGAAACUGCACUGUCUAAUCCCAGCACCAAAAGGCUAUGUUGCCCCUUUCCCUUGGCCCAAGAGCCGCGACUAUGUUCCAUAUGCGAAUGCUCCAUAUAAGAGUCUGACAGUCGAGAAAGCUGUUCAGAACUGGAUCCAAUUUCAGGGAGAUGUGUUCAAAUUUCCAGGAGGAGGGACAAUGUUUCCCAACGGAGCAAAUGCUUACAUUGAUGAACUUGCAUCCAUCAUCUCACUUGCUGAUGGUACCAUCAGGAGUGCACUUGAUACUGGAUGUGGGGUUGCAAGCUUCGGAGCUUACCUGAUGGAUAAAAAUAUAUUAACCAUGUCAUUUGCACCCCGAGACUCACACGAAGCUCAGGUUCAAUUUGCUUUGGAGCGAGGUGUUCCUGCAGUUAUUGGAGUACUUGGAACUGUAAAGCUCCCCUACCCCUCUAGAUCUUUUGAUAUGGCCCAUUGCUCACGCUGCUUAAUCCCUUGGGGGUCAAAUGAUGGGAUGUACAUGAUGGAAGUAGACCGGGUUCUGAGGCCUGGGGGUUAUUAUAUACUAUCUGGACCUCCCAUCAAUUGGGAGAAAUACUACCAAACAUGGAAAAGGUCUAAACAAGAUGCCAAGGAAGAUCGAGAUCAAAUUGAAGACAUUGCUGAAAUGCUUUGCUGGGAUAAAAUCUAUGAGAAGGGGGAUACUGCUAUUUGGCAGAAAAAAACAGAUUCACAUUCAUGUCAUCAAAAGAAUGGUCAUGCUAGCAAGAUGUGCAAAGUUCAAGAUGCAGAUGACGUAUGGUAUAAGAAAAUGGAAUCUUGUAUAACACCUCCCGAAGAGGCAGCACAGUUAAAGAAGUUUCCAGAGAGACUAUUUGCCAUCCCUUCAAGAAUUCUGGAGGGCCAUGCCCCAGGUGUUACAGAAGAAGUCUACGAGGAGGAUAAUAAGUUGUGGAAGAAGCAUGUCAAUACUUACAAGAGGGUGAACAAGCUGAUAGGUUCUUCGAGGUAUAGGAAUAUUAUGGACAUGAAUGCAGGCCUUGGAAGUUUUGCUGCAGUGCUUGAUUCUCCCAGGUCCUGGGUAAUGAACGUUGUGCCCACUAUAUCACAGAGGAACACUCUCGGUAUCAUCUAUGAGCGAGGUCUGAUUGGCAUAUACCACGAUUGGUGUGAAGCCUUCUCUACAUACCCUAGGACAUACGACCUAAUACAUGCCAAUGGUGUCUUCAGUUUAUAUCAGAACAGGUGUGAUGUGGAAGACAUUCUUCUGGAGAUGGAUAGGAUUUUACGGCCCGAAGGUGCAGUCAUACUGCGGGACAAUGUUGAUGUACUGAACAAGGUUCGAAGCACAGUGGCGGGAAUGCGGUGGAAAUCCAAGUUACUCGAUCACGAAGAUGGCCCUCAAAUCCCUGAAAAGAUUUUGAUUGCAGUGAAAGAGUAUUGGGUUGGCAGCGAAGAAGAGAACAAUUCAUAGAUACAGAACCACGGCAAUACUUGAUAACACCAUCUUUCCCUGUGAUGUGAACCCCUGGUGCUGUUUCGUCAGUGAAUAGACUUUGUUCAUACUUCAUAGGUACUGAGUACAGACCUCACCAUUCGACAUCCAGAUCCCAUAUACAAACACUGCUUGGAUGUCGUAGAUGUUUGUUGUGCAUAUAUAGUGCCAAAGCAUUAAGGAACAUUGGUGACUUGCCAAUUCAUUUUGUAGGUAAAGGACAAUACUUGGCUGGCUACUGGCUAGUUUGUGCGAAUAUUCAUUCUAAAGAUAUAUAGAGAGAGGCUUUAGUGACUU